UUAUGAAGUGGCUUUCAAACUUCAUCCUCCAAAAUUCCCUCCACUACCAAGUGCUGAUUUUGGUGUGGCUCUAAGUCCUCCUUUCCCAGACUGGUUCGUGUGUGGGAAUGCUCUCAAAAUUCUUCAAGAGAGUGCCAAAAAACGCGCUGAACGAGUGGUUCCGACUAAGCAUACCUUGGAUACUUUCAAAGGACAUCUUCAUAUAGAUCUUAAACACGUUCGUGUCCUGACUCCAAUACCUGAAGGUUUGGAUUAAGGCAAUCUUUUUCGACUGACUUUUCUUUUCUUUUACUGAUAUACUGAUUUCAGUCUCAACUACAGCUGUUGCACGAAGGAGGAAGAUUAAAGAAGCUUCUGCCCCAAAAGAGUCUGAGACAUCUAAAAGCGACAAACCAAACGAAAGUGAUUCGAUCGUCACGGAUAAGAAGCCCACGAGCUCGAAACCCCCAACGGGUUCGAAGCGUAAAGCUUCUUCGACCAAUGCCUCAGAUGGUGAAGACAAAUCUCCUCCUCAAACUAGACAAGGACAGAAAAAGAAACACAAAGCUGUUACCCCUUCAAGAAAAGGGAAAAAGGCAAGUCCUUCAAAAGCUGCUUCUCCUGGCAAUAAGGCGUCUUCUGAAGAGUCUCCUUUGAAGACUGCCAGCAAUGCUCUUGUUUUGGAAAGUCAUAACUCAAGCCCAGACAAUAAUCCACCCAAGGUAUCUUGCGUUUGUCUUACAUAUUAUCUUGUAAUUUUAACUAACUAAUUGCACUGGCAUUUUACCUUGUUAUUGCAGGAUGAUGCUGGCACUGCUACUUCUGGUUUCAAAGACCCUGGCCUCACCAUUGAUGUUGAUAAACUUUAUGGUAAUUGUUAAAUUUCAACUUUCGUCAAUUAAAACUUUCGAAGGCUUAACCUCAUGAUUAUCUUGGCUUCGUUCGAAACAGAUACUUCUCAAGCUAGAACCCAUGUUCUCUCACCAGUCUUCGAAGACGUUAGGCCAAUUGCCACUAUAUUGCCUAAUGAGCCAAUCGAAGAAAGCCAAUCUACUGACGAAUCCCCACCUACUCAUCAAGGCAAAGAUUUGGAAGAGGAUCAUCCAUUCUCCGGAAGCGACAAUGUGAACCAGCAAUCUCAUGGCAACGAAGAUUCUGCAUCGGAAAAAGAUGCCAUGGAGGAGAUUUCUCAACCAGAAAAACCAAUUUCUCAGGGAACUUCGACUCCCGAUGUAAAAACUAUUCCUGAGACAACUUCGACGCCUGCUCCUACGAAGCCUACUCCUUCGGAGCUUGAACAACUUAAACAAACUGAUCCUCUUGGGUUCCUAAGGGCUAUCAUGAAUGUGAAUACUUCUUCACUUUCGGAGCCUGAUGUCUCUCCAGCUGUAACUGCAGAUUCUAGUGACAAGGAAGAUACUCCUAAGCUUCUUCGACAGAUAAAAGAGAGAUUCUUUGGGGUCAAUCUUGUAGAUGUUCUCAACCGGGACCCUGUUAAAAGCUACAACUUAAAUCAACUUUUAAAGAAAGUAGAUUUGCUUCAAGUUUCCCCAGAAGUCUCAGAGAUGAUUGUUCUGCUAGGCUCUCUCCUUGAACAACUCCAAGCUGACAUUCUUCGAAAGCAAAACGUCGAGAAAGAAUUAUCUAAGAUAGUGGCCUCUCAUGACUCUUCAUGGAAUUCUGCUGUGGAAGCCACAAAACAAGGUGAAGCCCUCAAGCUUAAACAUUCGGCGAAUCAAAAAGCCAUUGAUGAAUAUGAGAAGAAAAUCAGCUCCUGGAAACAAGAAAUAAAAAUGCUCGAGGGCAAGAUAAAGGAAGCUGAAAGUAGCCAAGCAGCCCUCCAAGAAUCUAACCAACAAGAUUUGCUCGAAGUGGUGCAGUCAGGAAUCAAACAUUUCGAGACUGCACAGAAGUUAGUGCCAGAGAUCGAAAAGUUGAAGAAACAAAGGUCUAGACACCAGAAUUAA
Messenger RNA from Vicia villosa (hairy vetch), 1946 nucleotides. RefSeq lists its product as uncharacterized. The transcript has 3 exons. The record is from RefSeq and is a predicted model, not a curated record. Lineage: Eukaryota; Viridiplantae; Streptophyta; Magnoliopsida; Fabales; Fabaceae. The coding region runs from base 903 to 1946 and encodes 347 amino acids.